Molecule: messenger RNA, 748 nt
Organism: Hibiscus syriacus
Lineage: Eukaryota; Viridiplantae; Streptophyta; Magnoliopsida; Malvales; Malvaceae
Product: classical arabinogalactan protein 26-like
Exons: 1
Coding region: 284-748 (154 amino acids)
Source: RefSeq, a predicted model, not a curated record
AAUAAUGUCAGCAAAAGGAUAAAAAAGGGAAACCUACAGGAUCAUGUGCUCCAACAACAAAUUUACUUAUCCACAUUGUCUAGUUGCUAACCAACGGAGCUGUAUUUUACCAUAAAAUUCACAAACCAUCUUUUUGACUUACAGCAGCACCCCACUCUUUUCCUCCUUCACUUCCCUCAUCAGCACAUAAAAAGCUUUGUAACCCUUUUAUCAUCAUCAACCUCAUCACAUUCUAUUCAAAGUUUCAAAAUCGGAGAAUCAAUACCAAAAAAUCUUCGUUUUGAUGGAUUCCCUUUGGUCACCAUGGCGAAACUUGUUUGUGUUUCUAAUGGCCUAUUUGUCCUCGGUAGCCUUAUCAUCAUCGCCGUGGUCGCCAGAACACAUACGAUACUUAACUAUAUCGGCUGCACUGGCAAUCUUGCCGAGUGCACCGCUAGCCUCUUCUGCAAGUUUACCCCCCAAUAUCGAGCCUUUGUUCCCUACUCCAAAUGGUGUGGUGCCUUCUCCAACUGAUUCAUCGGUGCCCAUGAUUCCUUCGAGCCCCAGUCCCCUGAAUCCGGAUGACAUCUUGGCUCCGGCUCCUGGUUUCGCUAUUUCUCCAGCUGACCCUUUGCCGGUAUCCACUUCGGUUUAUCCAACAUCACCUUGUGCUCUAGAAUCUCCAGCUUUGUUUAUUGCAGUAGCUGUCUGGUGUGUGAAUUUCUGUUUAGUGCAACCCCAAUUAGCCGGCGUAGUAGUUCCACUCUGA